Trematosphaeria pertusa is the source of this 1704-nucleotide messenger RNA. Its product is annotated as MFS general substrate transporter. Lineage: Eukaryota; Fungi; Ascomycota; Dothideomycetes; Pleosporales; Trematosphaeriaceae. The coding region runs from base 1 to 1704 and encodes 567 amino acids. Gene Ontology annotation, biological process: transmembrane transport. The transcript is spliced from 13 exons. Gene Ontology annotation, molecular function: transmembrane transporter activity. Gene Ontology annotation, cellular component: membrane. The record is from RefSeq and is a predicted model, not a curated record.
AUGACUGAGAAACCAAGAAGGAGCGAGAGCGCCACUAGGGACGGGCUGGAAGACAGCUCAUCAAUUGACUUUGAGAACAGGGAAGAGCUGAAUGCAAGCCUCGACGAAGAGAAGACGGACGAGAUUGGACUCGAUGGCUUUGGGAAAGAAGCGUUGGACGGCGACGAAAUCUCGUCCCAUUCGCACGACUCCGACAGACCCGGGUUGCCUCAUGCCAGAAGCCUACGCUCGAUCAAGUCGCACCAGUCUCGCGCUGGAGCAGACGGAUACACCUGCCUCGACGAAGAACGACCGAACAUAUCCAGAGGUGGUACUGUCGCCGAUGAACCUUUCCUAGUCAAGUGGGAUGGAGACGCGGACCCAAUGAAUCCGCGGAGUAUGACGAAGCUACGACGCUGGGCCAUUGUCCUCAUCGUCAGUGCUAGUUCGCUGUGCGUGACUUGCACGUCGUCACUAUAUACAAGCACCUACGGUCAGCUGAUACCCGAGUUCCACACCUCGCGGCUGAUCUGCACUUUGGGACUCAGCCUUUUCGUCGCAGGCCUAGGAACAGGACCUAUGAUUCUUUCUCCCCUUUCUGAGUUCUACGGCCGCAGGCCGAUCUAUAUCUGUUCCUUUUCGUUCUUCCUCAUCUUCAUGGUUCCGUGCGCAGUUGCGCGCAAUAUCCAGACGAUGCUAGUGGCACGCUUCCUCGACGGAUUGGCCGGCAGCGCUUUCCUGAGUGUGGCUGGCGGAACUGUGGGAGACAUGUUUGCGAAACACGAGCUGUCUGCGCCAAUGAUGGUGUAUACCGCAAGCCCAUUCGUGGGGCCCGAGAUCGGCCCUCUCGUGGGGGGAUUUAUUGUGCAAAACACUACGUGGAGAUGGUGUUUCUAUUUGCUCACCAUCUGGUCUGGGCUUCAGCUUGCCCUAAUCGUCCUUUUCGUGCCUGAGACCUACCACCCAGUGCUUCUGCGCCAGAAGGCUAUCCGAUUGCGAAAAGAAACCGGAAACUCCGAGUGGAUAGCGCCAAUCGAGAAGAUGACCAGGUCCAUCGCAAAGACGGUGCUCUGGUCCUGCAUCAGGCCGUUUCAACUGCUCUUCUUCGAACCAAUGUGCCUCAACCUCUGCAUAUUGAGCGCGAUUCUGUUGGGAAUCCUGUACCUGUUCUUCGGGGCGUUUCCCCUCGUCUUCGAGGUCAAUCACGGCUUCUCCAUAUCCCAGACCGGGCUCUCCUUCCUCGGACUGUUCGUAGGUAUGCUGUCCGGAAUCGCGGCUGAUCCGCUGUGGAGGAAGAGCUACAGCAGGCUCGUGCAGCAGCGUGAGGCGCAAGGGGGCGAGCCUGGCGGCUCUGAACCAGAGUUUCGGCUCCCUCCAACGAUAUUUGGCGCCUUUCUCGUCCCAGUUGCACUCUUUGGGUUUGGGUGGACCACGUAUCCGCAUCGUCAUUUGGGUGUACUCUGGAGUGUUUACCUUCUUGGUCGAAGCCGUGAGUUGGCCGAAUACCCAUUGUAUGCGGCAAGCGCACUGGCAGCCAACAGUUUUGCGCGAUCGUACUUUGCCGCGGCCUUCCCUCUCUUUGGUGUGCAGAUGUACAACAAUGUUGGCUACCAAUGGGCGACGACGCUGCUGGCAUUCCUGGCCCUCGCCAUGUCCCCAUUCCCCAUCCUCUUCUUUCGAUUUGGCCAGAGACUCAGGGGCAACAGUCGCUUUGCAUCAGCAUAG